Molecule: messenger RNA, 1921 nt
Organism: Pyrenophora tritici-repentis Pt-1C-BFP
Lineage: Eukaryota; Fungi; Ascomycota; Dothideomycetes; Pleosporales; Pleosporaceae
Product: rubredoxin-NAD(+) reductase
Cellular component (GO): cytoplasm
Molecular function (GO): 2 iron, 2 sulfur cluster binding; flavin adenine dinucleotide binding; oxidoreductase activity, acting on NAD(P)H
Source: RefSeq, a predicted model, not a curated record
GGAUCUUACGGCCUCUCCGUACUACACUCAAGUUUCACUUUAGCCCAACCAGCCGUCUACAAAGAGCUUCAUUCAUAUCAACGACCGCAGCAAUGGCCCAGGAGUUCAAGCUCAAGGAUGUCACAUCCCUACAGAUGAAGAAUGGGGAGAAGAAGGAGGUCGAAGUCGAAGGCGUUGAGGGCGGAAAGGUACUGCUGCUGAAGGUCCAAGAUCAGGUUCAUGCUACAAGCUCAAAUUGCACACAUUACGGGGCUCCCCUUGUCAAAGGUGUAUUGACACCAGAGGGUCGAUUAACCUGCCCAUGGCACGGAGCUUGCUUCAAUGUCUCGACCGGAGAUGUUGAAGACGCACCUGCUCUCGAUCCCAUCGCGAAGUACGAAGUAGUCGAGAAGGAUGGCGCCGUAUAUGUCAAGACGACACAAGAGGCGCUCAAGGCCAACCGGAAGUUCCUGAAUAUCAAGUGUUCAUCAGUGAGCGAAGACAAGGUGCUCGUCAUUGGAGGUGGUUCCGGUACGCUUGGUGCAAUUGAGGGUCUACGAGGCGGUGGAUACACUGGCAAGAUUACCGUAAUCUCCAAGGAGGGGUACCAGCCCAUUGAUCGAACCAAACUGUCCAAAGCCUUGCUGGCCGAUAUAUCGAAAGCGGCGUGGAGGCAAAAGGAGUUCUACAUGGACGCCUCUAUUGACAUCAUCGAAGACGAGGCCAAGAGCAUCGACUUCUCUGGCAAAACGGUAUCGACCAAGUCAGGAAAAGAAUACGACUACUCAAAGCUGGUCCUGGCAACAGGCGGCACGCCCAGAUGGCUCCCUCUUGACGGGCUAAAAGGUGACCUGGGCAACGUCUUCCUCCUCCGCACUCUACCCGACGCACAAAACAUUCUCAAGGCUGUUGGAGAUAAUGGAAAGAAAGUGGUUGUCGUCGGCAGCUCUUUUAUCGGUAUGGAGGUCGGUAAUUGCCUUGCGAGCAUGAAGAACGAUGUGACUAUCAUCGGCAUGGAAGAGGAACCAAUGGAGCGGGUGAUGGGUAAGAAGGUCGGUGCUAUCUUCCGAGGUCUGCUCGAGAAGAACGGCGUCAAAUUCCAGAUGAGCGCAAGUGUCGAUAAGGCGACGCCAUCAAAGGACGACUCAUCAAAGGUUGGUGGUGUGCACCUGAAAGACGGCACUGUAUUAGAGGCCGACCUUGUUAUUGAGGGCGUUGGUGUUGCGCCCGCGACAGAGUACCUCAAGGGCAACUCGAGUGUGACUCUGGAGAAGGACGGAUCACUGAAGACGGAUGAGUCGUUCGCAGUCAAUGGGCUAAAGGACGUGUAUGCCAUUGGCGACAUUGCAACAUACCCCUAUCACGGCCCUGGCGGCGAUGGGUCACCAGUCCGGAUAGAGCACUGGAACGUUGCGCAGAACGCCGGACGUUCAGUGGCUCACACGAUCAAUAACCCGGGAUCCAAGCCGAAGCCCUUUAUCCCGGUCUUUUGGUCAGCCCUUGGAUCGCAGUUGCGGUACUGUGGUAACACGGUGGGUGGCUACGAUGACGUGAUGCUCCAAGGCGAGCCAGAUAAAGCAUCAUUCGUCGCCUACUACACAAAGGGAGAGACGGUUGUUGCGGUUGCCAGUAUGAUGAAGGAUCCCUACAUGACUCAGGCGGCCGAGCUCAUGAGGAGGAAGGUGAUGGCGAGCAAGAGUGAAUUGCAAAAGGGAGUUGAUAUCAUGGAGAUUGGGCUUCCUAACGAGAUUAAAAUGUAAAGCAGUCCAGGCCGAGUAGGCGGUGUAGAGGAAACUCAAUGCGAAGCAAAUGUAGAUAUGCGCAAACGAGAGACUGUGAGGCUAUCCAUGCAAAGGGAGGUCAUGGCAGAUGAUGGCGGGGGUGGAGGAUGUGUGGCAUGGCGGCCGAGUAAGAUGAAGGAAGCGAUAGUAGUAUUUACAGA